UGCCUUCGGGCCCCCAAAUCAGUGUACCAUCUGACAAACCUAAACCUAAUAAUGGCGGACUCCAAAAUAUCUGCCGUUUCCGCAUUCCUCCAAAUCCCACACCGAUUCAUCGUUGCUACACAGAAUCGAUCGUAAUGGAGAACGGGAGAAAGCCAGGGAGGAGCGACGCUCGGCUGUCGAUGGAGGAAGAAAGARAAAUGGAGUCCAAAACCAGGGACUACUUCAAUGGCGUCGCGCCGAAGCGCCACACCAAGCCUCAGCGCAGCGAAUUCUCUGCUCAGUACGCCGACAAAGUAACUGGCGACGACGAUUACAUUCCUGAACUCGCUGAAUUUCAGCGCCUCGAAUCCGAUCCUCGCGAGAGACUUGAUUAUGAUGGGCGUAACGCCAACAUCUCUGAGGAAUUUGUGGAGACGAAGUAUUAUGAGGAUCUCAAUUGUGUAGACAAACAACACCACACGACAGGAACAGGUUUCAUAAAAACGGAGGAUGGAGAUGGCAAAAGUUUCAGCCUCGAAGCAGAUUCUGCAACUGGCAUUUGCUGCCAUGAAUCUUGCAGGGGUAACCCUGCGACCAACGACUGGAUUCCGGCCACUAAUGAUCUGUAAUCGACUGAAGCGAUUCCGAUUGAUGAUAUUCAUUCAGGGACAUCAUGUUUCUGGCAAGCCAAAGAGGAGUGACAAUUCGUGAAGAAAAGCAACUUAUUAUUGUCACUCUAUGAUUUUCAGUUUGGUGAAUGGAUGAUAUGUAACUUAAAAUGUGGGCACUUAGCACUAUGCUAUUUAUGUAGGUUUAAAUUUUGCAUUCUUAUGGUGUAUUAGAAAUUUAGAACUAUCAAUUUAGCUGGGUCACUUCUAUUCAUGGUCACUGAGUUGAGCUAAAUGAAUUUUUAUACACGUGUGAUGUGAUUAGGAUAGAUUGGGCUUAAAA
Momordica charantia (bitter melon) is the source of this 930-nucleotide messenger RNA. NCBI's taxonomy places the organism in Eukaryota, Viridiplantae, Streptophyta, Magnoliopsida, Cucurbitales, Cucurbitaceae. The record is from RefSeq and is a predicted model, not a curated record.